AUGCAGAGGGUGGUCCAUCCCGGUGACCAUGUCACAAAAGGCCUACACCAGGAGGAGGUUCAGGGGGAGGCCCUGAAAGGUUUUAAUGUAUUAAAAUAAAGCAGAUAUUUAUUAAUGUUUAAUAGGUGGUUGUAUACAGUCUUUUCUAUUAUUUUGAAGGAGAGUGUAGUGAUUACAUUGUACAGAGCUGUUUGCCUCAUAUCUACCAUUUGCUCCUUUACUUCCGUUCUUCUCAUAGCCACAACCUAGAAAUGAAGCAUAUCCCUGGAGCAGACCCUGAACUUGUAAUACUUAGUGCUACAUAUGAAGAAUUGGAGGUAAGAGAUUGCUAAUGGGGAAAAAAAAAACAUUUUAGUUUCAAUAAAAACCAAAUGACUGAAGCCAGGUCAUCAUUGGUACAUUUAAAAUCUCCAAAUUGGUGGUCUGACUAAUGGAUGCAAGACUCCUGCAGGCUAUUCAGGAAGAGGGUGGAGUAAGGAGGGCUCUGGGUACAUAUUGGGGCAUAAAUUAACGAAGAAGAAAAUGGGUGCAGCUGGCUUGUUCUGCAAAUAUACUGUACAUAAGACAACUGAGCAAAGACAACUCAAAUGUAAACAUGAACACUUGAAGUGCUUCUGUGACAAGAAUUUAGCAAUCAGAGAUAAACUGCUAUUAACUUAUUACUUAAAAAUUCAUUUUUAAUUUUUGAUUUGUCUCAAUGCAGCAAAUGCCUCAAGAAAACAAACAAACAUACCUCCAAACAUAUAAACAUAAAACAAUGGUGCAACCUGCUUGAUUCCGAUCUAAUUCCAAUUCAUGAAAAAACUGGGCACACUCAUACUUUAUGGAGCGGUUUUAGAUUUGGCUUCAGACCUUAAAAGCAUCUAGCCUCUUUAAGGGUGACGUCACCUCUCUCCCUCCAAACAAGCCUUCACUUAAAAAGAACGCAAAGAGUCACAACAAUUGCAUAUGUAGUGCAUUAUCCUUAAUAAACCAAUAAGGAAAGAAACGAAUAUACAGUUAACAUAUAUAAUGCCUAUCAUUUAAAGCCUAAAAUACAAGCUCAUACAAGUGUUCAUGUUUACAUUUGAGUGUUUUUUGUACUUCUCUUUUUUUUUUUUUAUGUAUGUACUUUAUUAAAACUGAACUUUGCAUGGUACUUUGUAAUGUAUAUUGGCAUAAAAUAAGUGCUCCCUGUUUUCUGGGUAGUUUUCACUCAUGGCAAAUGAGAUGUGAAUAGACAGGGGAAAACACAUUGGGGGUUUAUAGAGCAGCUUAAAUACAAAUUUAUAAAUUGUGAACAUUUCCAUUUGUACUGAUAAUUUCCACAGUUCCACAUUUUAUUUUUCAUUAGGUCACAUUAUGGCCUAUUUACAGGCUGUAAUGGCAGUCUGAAGUGCUUAACCCCUUAAGGACCAAACUUCUGGAAUAAAAGGGAAUCGUGACAAGUCACACAUGUCAUGUGUCCUUAAGGGGUUAAAGGAUCACUAUAGUGUCAGGAAAACAAACUGUUUCCUGACACUAUAUGAUCCAUGGGACCCCCCCUCCCCCCCACCCUCAGGGUCCCCCUCCCUUGGUGCUGAAAAGGUUAAAACCCCUUCAGCUACUUACUUUAAUCGGGAGCUCGGCGCUGGUGACCUCUCCUGCCCCGCCGACAUCAGCUCCUGUACACUUUAUCUACAAAUUAAAUACAUUCCCUACAUUUGCAAGUAAUUUGGCUACCAUAAUGUAUAAGUAACAUUAUCUAAUCACCGCAAGCUCACCAAUAACAUGACAAAUGAUAAAUGACAUGAAAGUGUAAAUCUAGUCACCUAUCUAAUUUCCUGGAACACAUACAUUAAAUUUUCACAUUUUUUAUUUAACGUAAGGCAUAUUUCUUAGCAUGCAUCCACCUACAUCUUCCAAAUUAGCUGCCUACAUCAUGUCGUUCUAUAAUUUAAAAACCUGUUUUAUAACUUGAGCAAGAGAGUAGAUGGAUUUAUUGCUGAGUGCUCCAGGGCAGGUAGUUUAAUAAUAUAUUACAAUAACCUAAACUGCUGAAUAUUUUUAAACUAAAAAGUUAAUACUCUAUUAUUGGAAAAUUGACCUAGGUCCUCGUCAAAGCAAAAUUUAAAAUGUCUUGUGAUGAUGCUCACCAGAUGCAUUUUAGUUUAAACUGGUAGUGGUAAACAUUUGUACCAGGUGUGGCUUCUGACAAGUAAAUACACUGUUUGUGAAAUUAAUUAUACUUCCCUUGAGGUUGGGAUUAAUUAUGCCGUUGUGAAUAGCCAGCAUCGUGUGAAUAAAGUAAACACAUCUGUGUGCAAUGUGCAUAUGCAAUGUAGUGCUAACCUGAGAAUAGCAUUCUCUCCAGGGUGCUUAAAAGAGAAUUGAACAUAAUCUACCUUCUUUGAGCAGGCUGAGAUGUAAUCCUGUAAUUUUAAAACCACAGGCAGAUUUUAUCUCGAAUCAUCACAUUCAGUAAUAGCUGGUUAUCUCCUUAGCACCAAAUCUCAUUAAAUCUCCGCAACGCAAUCAUCUUACAGAUUCCUGGAUGAAAAUUUUCCAGAAAUUCAAUAAUCUCUAAAACUAAUAUAGAACUAGUUGUGUUUGUUUUUUUUAGAAGAGGGGCUAAGGUUUAAAAAUAAUUUCAGGAAGUAUUACUUUACUGAGAGGGUAGUGGACGUAUGGAAUAGUCUUCUAGAUGAAGUGGUAGAGUGAUAAGGUGAAGUGGUACAGUGAAGGAGUUUAAGCAUGCGUGGGAUAGGCGUAAGGCUAUCCUAACUAUAAGACAAGGCCAGGGACUAAUGAAAGUAUUUAGAAAAUUUGGGCAGACUAGAUGGCCACAUGGUUCUCAUCUGCCAUCACAUUCUAUGUUUCUUAUCGGCCGUCACAUUCUGUGUAACAAUAUAUAAGGCAACCCCCAACACUAGCAUUUAUAUUAAAGGGACACUAUAGUCACCUGAACAACUUCAGCUUAAUGAGGUUGUUCAGGUGAGAACUAUAGCUCCCUGCAGCCUUUCUCAUGUGAACACUGUAUUUUCUGAGAAAAUAGUGUUUACAUUGAAAGCUAGGAACACCUCCAGUUGCAGUCACUCAGAGUGAACCAGAGGGACUUCAGAGUUGAUGGAGGCAUAAUAUGCCUCCAUCCACUCAGAUCUGCUGUCAGCAGAGCACAGGGCAGCACUGUGCACAGCAUCGUGUGAUUCAAUAUCUUCUCCCUCUGUAUGCAGACACUGAACUUUCCUCAUAGAGAUUCAUUGAUUCAAUUAAUCUCUACGAGGAGAUGCCGAUUGGCCAGGGCUGUGUUUGAAUCAUGCUGGCUCUACCCCCUGAUCUGCCUCUUUGUCAGUCUCAGCCAAUCCUAUGGGGAAGCAUUGUGAUUGGAUCAGGCUACCACAUGUCAGCAGACUGCUUGUUAUUCCGAGUCUAACAGCAUGCAGAUUUACAGAUUCCGGCUUGAAUACAGUAAGAUUUUUACUAUAUUUAUGGAGGCAUGAGGGGCCCAGGGGGGCUAGAUGGUGGUGUUAACGCUAUAGGGUCAGGAAUACAUGUUUGUGUUCCUGACCCUAUAGUGAUCCUUUAAUACUUUAAAGUGUGAUUUAUAUAUUUUAAUGAAAUGACAUACGGACAUGGUCAGUGCAGCCUACUGCCAUAGGUGAACCUUGACUUGUCUUUAAAUGUUUUUGUACCCCACCUCCUCUAGACUGUAAGCUUGUUUGAGCAGGGUCCUCAUCUACCUAUUGUUCCUGUGUCAUAGUGUAAUUGUCUAAUUUAUUGUAAAUCCCCCCCGUUCAUAAUAUUGUAAAGCGCUGGGUAAUUAGUUAACGCUAUAUAAAUACUAAUAACAACAACAAGUGCAUGACCAGUGUUGGAAGAUAUUGAGUUGGAAAAAAUAACUGCUUCUUCCAAGAUGGCCUGCUUUGUAUAAAAUAGAUAUAAAGUUUUCUAUGUUUUUCCCCCUUUGUAUAGUUUCAAGCUGAUGAAUUACUGUGUCUUGAUUAGUUUCGAGAAGAGAUACAAAGAUAUGACACAUUUUAACAGACUUGUGAUACCUUGCUCCAAGAUAUAGACAAGCAAACUUAUGUUCCUGAUUUGUUUAUAACACAAAACAUUGCUAAUAAGAUCGAGAGUCCCCAAUAAGUCAUAUAUGCUUAGAGCUCCAUUAAAGCUUAGGGCUAUCCCUAACUUUAGCAUUUGUUUUGUUUACAAAUAAGGAUUGGAUUGAGUCUGGUAAAUCUUUUAAAAACACAGUUUUAGAAUAGCCCAUGCUGAGGUCCAAGGAUUUAGAAGAGGUGGAAACUGGCACAGGCCCACUUACCCUUAAAUUUUGCUUACCAUUACAGCGCUAUCCACUAAGUGCCAUGAAGAGGAAGGAAAUUAACCAACUAAUGAAGAAUCUGGGGUUCUACAAGAAAGAAAGCCCGACUGCUCCAGUCCCUCCAGAGUUUCAGUUGGCACCAGCAAGGAAACCGUCUGAUUCCAAAGAUGAUUUAUAG
Pelobates cultripes (western spadefoot toad) is the source of this 4457-nucleotide messenger RNA. NCBI's taxonomy places the organism in Eukaryota, Metazoa, Chordata, Amphibia, Anura, Pelobatidae. The record is from the annotation of a GenBank genome assembly.